This is a messenger RNA of Trichogramma pretiosum, 4498 nucleotides long. RefSeq lists its product as uncharacterized. Gene Ontology annotation, molecular function: serine-type endopeptidase activity. The coding region runs from base 1 to 3960 and encodes 1319 amino acids. The transcript has 7 exons. Gene Ontology annotation, biological process: proteolysis. The record is from RefSeq and is a predicted model, not a curated record. NCBI's taxonomy places the organism in Eukaryota, Metazoa, Arthropoda, Insecta, Hymenoptera, Trichogrammatidae.
AUGGCGCGUCACUUGCUGUGUCUGAUUUUCGUCGCUGCGCUGGCAAAUGCCGACGAGACUUCACAAGUCGUCUCGGUGCCCGCAGCAGCAGUUCCAGCAGUGGAUGCUCACGGCAGGACCGCCGUCGGCACGUUCGACUGGAAUCCAAACACGGGUACGCUCAAUAUUCAGGGUCACAACGAUGACUUUGCCAGCGACGUGCUGCAAGCGGCCAACGAUACCGAUCAAACGAUCGACGGCUCGCACGAUCGUAUCAAGCCGGCGCCGAUGCAGGACGGAUCGCAUCGAUACUGGUGGCAGGAUGCACCCGAGAGCCCGUUUCACGGGGACAGUAGCGAUGGUUCGACGAGUUCCGUGGCUUCGACGUCGACCGAGUUGCAGCCACCACCUGCGCCGUCGCCAGUGAUCAAUGCGAAAAAUCCAUUCUUCCGGGAUACGCCGGUUAGUGCGAAAACUUCGGCGUUAUUUUCCCUCAUUACCCCGGGUAGCGCCGGCCAAGCUGGUCAAGGCGGAGGCGCCGGUUCGGGAAACGCGCAGGGAGGCGGUGGAGGAGGCAUCGGAUCCGGAGUCAUAGCCAACGCGAUUCUCAACGGACAAGGCGUGGCGGCGUCGCAAUCGAUCGGUAACAUCGGCGGCGGAGUCGGGCCCACGGCCAGGCCACCCGUCAUCGUGGGCACGGGACAGACCAUAUGCCAAGGUGGCGGGUCGUUGCCCCAAGCCGGUGGUGGUGUCGCGUCUUCUUCGGGCUUGCAAGGCUCCGGUGGCUCGCAGUCGGGUAUCGGUUCGCAAAUCGUGACCCAAGGUGGAGGCGGAGGUCAAGGAGGUAACUUGGGAGGCGGUGGAGGUAAUCAAGGGAUCCAUUGGGUAGCCAGCGGAGGAAGUCAAGGAAUCCACUUGGGAGGCGGUGGAGGUGGUCAAGGGAUCCAGUGGGGCACCGGUGGAGGCAAUCAAGGAAUCCAUCUGGGCGGCGGUGUAAUAAAUCAAGGAGGACUCGGAGGGUCCGGCGGAGGGAAUCAAGGUAUUCACUUGGGAGGUGGCGGAGGAGGUCAGGGCGGACUCGUAGGCUCGGGCGGAGGAAUUGGUCAAGGAGGAGGUCUGCUGGGAGGCGGCGGAGGUAAUCACCCCAUCUUGGCUGGAUACGCUGGACUCGCCGCUCUGGGCAAUCAUUUCGUUGCGGGCUCGGGGGCGGCUCAGUUCAUCUCGGCCAUACACUCGGCCCACAGACCCUUCCGACCCUCUGCAGGCGGAGGCGGAGGAGUCGUUUCUCAAGCCGGUGGUACAGAUGCAGGUGCCGCAGCAGCAGCGGGUGCCAUCUCACAAGCGGGAAGCAGUAAUUUACAAGCUCAAACGGGAACCGCUCAGCAAUCAUCAUCCACGGUCUCGGGCAGUGGCAGCGCAUCGGCCUCGGCUGAAUCGAGCGCGACCGCCAGUGCAUCCGGAGAAUCGACGGCGUCGGCGGCUGUGGCACCCGCGCUGAUCGCACCCACGUACCUCACUCACGAGGAGCCCGAGACGAGAUACGUCCAGGCUCAAUCGAACGUGCAGGAAAAUCACGAAAACGAGGUUGACGACGAGGAUCGUACUCGUCGCACGAGUAGCUGUAGCCGCGGCGAAGGAAAAAUCUGCGUACCGGCCAAUUUAUGCAUCGACGGCUUGUACGUUCCGGCGAUCGACAGCAACAGCAACCACAAAGAGAAGGAUCUAUGCAACCAAGACGGACACGUUUGCUGCACCCUUGGUUAUCACGAGGAUCAUCACGAGGAUCAUCACGAGGAUCAUCACGAGGAUGGAUCGCAGGCGUACUUCUAUCAAAGGCCCGAGGGUGAUGCCCUGUUCGGUGAGCGCAAGAACAACGAAUACCUGCCACCCAGCAACGAGUAUCUGCCACAGCCCGAGCCAGACGCAAACAACCCCACCGGCUCCGUUGUCCUACCUCCUCAAGACGAGUACAGCGAUGGCUCUGCUCAAAAUCCCGAGGCACUUUUACCGAAAAGGCCCGAAGAGACGUUCGUGCCACAGCCACAACUCGGCUGCGCCGCCGCCUUGAUCUGCGUCGAAGAGCAAUUCUGCGAUCUCACCGGCGUCAUCGUCAAGAGCCCGGUCAGAUUCACCGAGGAUCAGCUUCUCAGACGUGUACCCAUGGUGGACUGCCGUAACCCCGAGAACGGAGUCGUCGGCAAGUGCUGCCGUGACCCAGACUACGUCGACCCAUGGCCAGCAGGCGGCAAUCUGCCACCAAACUACAAGGGUGGAUUCGACGACAACGGCUUCCCGCUCAUCUACAAGAUGAACUACACGACCCCACGCCCGGUGACCAUCGCACCCGUGACCGGCGCCGCCGUCGACUCGCAGGCCAUCACCCGCCCAGCCAGGAGGCCGACCACCCCGCGCCCGGAGCCAACCCUCGUCAUCGAGAACGUUGCCCCGGUCCAACCCGAGCAGCCAGCCCCAGUGGUCCCGGUGAGACCAGCCCAGCCCGUGUUCGUGCCCCAGCUGCCCAUACGCAAGCCCGAGCCAGUCAGACCCAUCCUCCCGGUCGUCGAGCCCGUCAAGCCGAUCGUCGUGAAGCCCGUCGAGCCCGUCCGUCAGCCGAUCCUGUCGAACAACGUCUUCCUGAACGGUCAGGUCCAGAUGCCAGCCCCAGUUGUGCCAGAGGCCAAUAACCCACCCAAGACCAUUGACUUCCCCUCGUUCCCGACCAUCAGCAACAUCCAGAACAGCAUCGCCAACCAGUUCGGCUCCCUGUUCAACAAGCCAGCCCAGGAGGUCGUCGUUCAAGACGUGCCUGCUCCUCAACCCGAGCGCCCGAUCGUCGUCGCUCCAGUCGUCCCGGUCACCACCACCACCACCAAGCGACCAAACAUCGUCCAGAACUUCUUCCAGAACAUCGUGAAACCGGAGCAGCCCAUGCGCAUCCAAGCCCCAGUGAUCGAAGCCCACGUGCCCGGAGCUCAGUGCGGACUCGUUAACAAGGUCCAGAGCCAGUACGCCCUCCACGACGUCGAAGUGCCAUUCGGCAUGAUCCCAUGGCAAGCCAUGAUCCUGUCCAACAGCGAGAAGAAACUCCUCUGCUCGGGAGCCAUCAUCGCCCCCAACGUAGUCCUCACCUCUGCCCACUGCGUCUACGGACGUGAAGCCAGCGACGUCUCCGCCAAGUCCGGAGAAUGGAAGCUCGGCUACGAACUGAAACACGAGGAGCCACUGCCCUUCGAGGUCAUCAACGUCCAGAAGAUCGUCACCCACCCCAACUACAGACACGGCAGCUCGAGCCACGACAUGGCCAUGCUCGUACUCGAGAAGAACUUCCACCUCGACCAGCACGUCGACACCAUCUGCCUGCCACAGAAACCCCUGGCCUUCGAGCCAGCCCAGAGACGCUGCAUCUCCACCGGAUGGGGCAAGACCAUCAUGCAGAUCCACGUAGCCGGAGCCCUCAUGAACAAGCUCGACGUCGAGCUGAUGAGCCCCUACGACUGCCAGAAACGCCUGGAGGGCGCCGAGUCGCCGCUCGAGAUCGACGACAGUCUCGUCUGCGUCAAGGCUCAACGCCAGUCCAACAACAUGUGCCAGGUCGAUGUUGGAGGCCCACUGGCCUGCGACCGUGGUGAUGGAUUCUACGAGCUCGUCGGCGUCUACAGCCAGGACACCGGCUGCCUGCCCACCAACCAGGUCGCAACCUUCGCCGUGGUCGACUACCAAUGGAUCAACUCGGUCAUGAACGGCGCCCCAGCCCCAAGGCCAGUCGAACAGUACCCAGUAGUUCCCUCGUUCGUGCCACAGGUGCCCGUGCAGCCAGCUCCGUUCGUGCCACAACAACCCCUGCAGCCAGCUCCAUUCGUGCCGCAGCCAGCCCCCCAACAACAGACCAUCCACUACCACGAGCCCGGUGUACCCUGCGACUGCAGAAAGGGUACCCUGCCAGCCGGUGCCAACACCUACCUGCCACCACAGCGGUACUGAGCGAGCUGAGCAAUUAGCUUCGUCAGCCGGAUUUCCUGCCCCCCGUACAUAAACUUCUCCCUACAAACACAGACUGACAACUAUAUAUGCUACUACUCGACGCUGCGAAACACUUUUAUCAUUGAUUAAAACUAUAUCGACGCGUUCGCAAAAGCGUUGGCAAACGCUUACUAAUUCGCCAAAUUACUGCGGCGUCGCGCACGAUCGGUGCCGGUCGUGCGCGCGUCAUAAUUGUAUGUUCAAUUCUAGCCGACCCUUAGGACUUUUUUUACUUUAUAAUAAUAAUUCUCUCUCGAUUCGCGAUGACUGGAAAUAUUUUUUAAUCUCUAAGAAAAUAAAUUAAUUUUUUACUUCUAAACUUAAGAAAAAAGAACAAAAAAUAAGGAAGAGCACAAGUUUAAUCUCACGGUAAAAAUUCUCAGAAUAAUAACUCAAGUUUUUAAAAUUGUCGCUCUGUAAUAUGUUUUAUACAAAAUAAUAGCGUUAGUGUAUUUUCUAUUCGUUAAAAUCAUUUUGUAUUGCCGUCACGUACUAUUCA